CAACUAUUUUUAUGCACACCUCCCCUAUCUUUUCUUAUAAUCAUUCUCUUCUUUUCACUCUCUUCAUGUCUGAAGAGGAAAUGAGUUUGUCUGUAAAUGUUAAUGGUCAGUCUAAAGUGCCUCCAGGGUUUCGGUUUCACCCCACCGAAGAAGAGCUUCUUCACUAUUACUUGAGGAAGAAAGUGGCCUAUGAAAAGAUCGAUCUUGAUGUUAUUCGAGAUGUUGAUCUUAACAAACUUGAACCUUGGGAUAUUCAAGAGAAGUGCAAAAUAGGAUCAACUCCUCAAAAUGAUUGGUAUUUCUUUAGUCAUAAAGAUAAGAAGUACCCAACCGGUACUAGAACAAAUCGUGCAACCGCUGUGGGUUUUUGGAAAGCCACCGGGCGGGAUAAGGUCAUCUACAGUAGCGUAACCCGAAUCGGUAUGAGGAAGACACUUGUUUUCUACAAAGGGAGGGCACCUCAUGGCCAAAAAUCUGACUGGAUAAUGCAUGAAUAUAGGCUUGAUGAUAAUACAAUCACCAACCAAGAGGCAUGUGGUCCUAACUUUUGUGAUUCAACUCAAGAAGACGGGUGGGUGGUAUGCCGUGUUUUCAAGAAGAAAAACUACCAUAAGGCGCUAGAGAGCCCGCAGAGAUCGCUCUCGUGCUCCAUGGAUUCAAGAACACAGUUGCCAUCGUUAAAUAAAGAUGGUGUUCUUGAUCAAUUACUUGUGUACAUGAAUAGUAGUAGGUCUUGCAAACAAGAAAUCGAGUCGUUAAACUCGAACCAUAACACCAUGCACCAACCUGUUAGCCCCAUUAAUGGCAGAUAUUAUAACCUUCCGAGGCUCGAAAAUCCCAACAUGACCAACUUCGAUCAAGGAUUAACAUACAAACCACAUGUUAACGACUUCCUGACUGAACCAUCCGAUCAAACAAGGAACACUGACAAUGACUCACGCGAGCGUCUUGAUAAUUGGGCAGAUCUUGAACGGCUUGUAGCCACUCAACUCAACGGUCAAGUCGGCUAUGGUGAACCGAACCAAGACUUCUAUUUUCCACUUGACCAUGAUGAGCAAGAGUCAUCUCAGUACUGUGAUUCAACCACAACUGCUAGACCGAACCAAGGAGUGUACACAAGCGAGAUAGAUCUAUGGAGCUUUGCUCGACCAUCUUCAUCUUCGACAUCGGUGGAUCCCUUAUGUCACUUGUCAGUGUAAUAUUAUACGUACGUAGAAGAUAUAAUAUAAUCACGUUGCAUAAACUAGAAGAAAUACGAAAAUAGGGGAUUAGGAUGGUGCAUGAAUUGACCAAAUGUAAGGUGAUUGAUGGCACAUGUAGCAUGUGGUUGGGAAAAGACAUUCUACACACAUAUUAUAUAGAAAAGGAAUGAAUAAGAAUUAGUGAAUAAAGGUAAAUGUUUGUAUU
Helianthus annuus (common sunflower) is the source of this 1407-nucleotide messenger RNA. Its product is annotated as NAC domain-containing protein 43. Gene Ontology annotation, biological process: regulation of DNA-templated transcription. The transcript has 3 exons. The coding region runs from base 12 to 1199 and encodes 395 amino acids. Gene Ontology annotation, molecular function: DNA binding. NCBI's taxonomy places the organism in Eukaryota, Viridiplantae, Streptophyta, Magnoliopsida, Asterales, Asteraceae. The record is from RefSeq and is a predicted model, not a curated record.